Molecule: messenger RNA, 1422 nt
Organism: Blumeria graminis f. sp. triticale
Lineage: Eukaryota; Fungi; Ascomycota; Leotiomycetes; Helotiales; Erysiphaceae
Source: the annotation of a GenBank genome assembly
AUGCCGUUCCAAUUCUCUCUUCCGACAACAUCUUCAUUCGCUUUUUCACAAUAUUUCAGCAGUGACUCUCACCCUUCUUUGCCCCUCGCAGCAAGCACGUAUCGAGGUGUGCUAAGAGACACCUUGAAAAAGCACAAGCGUCUACCGCCCGCUGAACAGUCAGCUCAUCUUUCCUCAGUCCUCACCGGACUAGAAAAUUAUAUACCCUAUCUACUGGCUGUUGACCACGGGCUGAGUAAUGGAUCAGUUGCUGGUCAGCCGCUAGACAUUGUUCUAAAGUCAACCCCGUGCCUAGAAUGGAGACCAACAAUUUCAAAUAAACCUCUAUCUGGCCGCGAAGUAGCAAGGCUUAAUUUAAAAUCUUUAGAAUAUGAAAUUUAUUUCGUCCUAUCUACUUUAGCAUAUACUCACACGCUCUUUUCACGAGCAGCUCUUUAUCCACUUUAUAGCACAUCAACUAGCCCACUAGAUCAUCAGCAGCGAAUGCUCGCCAUUACUACCGCAACUAAACACCUCCUAACUGCCGGCUCAAUUCAUGAGUAUUUAUCAACUCGCUCUGAGCAAUUACCUAUGUCAGCACCAUGUAUCGAUAUAUCACAAGCCAGUUUCAAAGCAUUGGCCUCCCUAGCACUGGCUGAAGCAACCCUUCUAGCAGUUUUUAAAGAUGACCCUUAUCCAUCAGUUGUUUCACAAGAUCGCAAUAAAUCUGAUAAAGAAUGGAUGAUAAAAGCCACUGAGAUUCCAAAGGUAAGAGCACAUCUCUUUGCUCGUUUAUGCCUAGCUGCUGCUGAACAUGCAGCUAAUGGCCUAUCAUUAUUAAAUUCCGUCUCCUCAAACGGCCAGGGAAAAGUUAACCCCGAAUUGUUAAAUUAUAUGGAUAAAUUGAUUAAAAGUAGUCGGGCAAGAUCAUGUCGUUUCUUAGGGAUUGACGCCGAGAUUUCUGGACAGUUGGGCACAGCUGUCGCUUGGCUCCAGGCUGGGCUGCAUCAGCUUAGGCAUACUCCGGAAGAUCAGUUAGGUAAAGGCAUUAGGCGAAUAAAGAGAGAUUGGGAUGGGAAACGAGAAGAUAGGAGGAUGGAAAAGGAUACACAGUGGGGUGCUGAUGCGGGCAAAAUUGAUGAACGGAGAAUUUUGGAAAUGCUAGAGAAAAAGUGGACUAAAACAAAUGAUACGAUCAAUGUGCAAAAAAUCCCAGCUAUCGGAACCCUAAUAUCUUCCAUGCCUUCAGGCCGGGAGAUUCACAGCAUAAAAUUAUACAGUCCUCCCAAAAUCGAAUACUCAGCGCUUGUAGCAUUGAAGGCUGUUCCUUCAAAUGAUGGCCUUGAAGAGCCAGGAAGCCCUGAUGAACAAGACAGGCAAACUGUAGAUGGGGCCCCCCUUAGUAUUGAUGCUGAGUAUUCUGGCCGUGGCAGCUAUUUUUAG